UUUCAGCCGUACCCCAAAAAUGUGGCAGUUGCUAGUGCCACUAGCUGUCCUUUUGACAGUUAGUGGGCAGUCAACUGAUGAAAUAUCUCACGAGAGGAUAUUUCUCAAGUACCCGAGUUCUUUCGUCAAUUUCACAUCCGACAACUGGAAGCUCACAGAAACCGAUAACCAACUGAUCAUCGCUGUGAAAUUCCAAGCUUCAAGCCACAUUGGACAGAUUUUCAGUGUUAGAUUUAUUAAUCCAGAUGGUAGUUUAAAGGCAUUGUUAACCGCUGGAAUUGCUGCUGGAAUUCUUCAAAUAAACCUUUACGAUGACAAGAACACAAAGAUUCUAAAUAAGCCGAUGGAGAAUAGUCCGAUUAACGUCCACGAGCACAGUCUUGCUGUGGGACUAAACACAACGGCUCGAAAUCUUUGGUACAAGCUGGGCGCCGACAACGACCUGAACUGCGAGAUCAAUCAAGCAAUCGAUAUCUCGAAUACCGAAGUGACGGUGACAAUCGGUGGAGGAAGUCAGUCAAUGAUCGGGUGUGUCUCUAUUGUAGCUGUUUCCGCUGGAGAGAGCUCUCCAGUGUCCCAAGGAACUCCGAUCGCUUAUCAGGAUAUUGAUGAGUGCCCGAAAGCGGAUGCCUGCACAACGAAGGAUUGUAAUACGGGUCGCUGCAUCCAACUUGAAGUUCCCACCUGUGACUGCUACGGUACAGAGAUGGCCGGCCCGAAUUGUCGACUGCCUGCUCCAACCAUCCAACUCCGCAACAAUGAUGAAAACGAGGAAUCAUCUGCGUAUCUUCGCUACAAGCCGUGGGAGAUGGACUCCCAUUUCAGCCGUCUUUCCAUGGAUUUCAGAUUUUCGGAUUCUGACGCAAAGGAGGGAAUUCUGGUGUACGGAGAGACAAGUCAGGGGAAAAUUUUCAAGAUUUAUGUGGUCGGUACCAAGGGAAAAGUGAUGCUUGACACGACUAAUGUAGCGGAUUUCGAGUUGAGAGAGGACCAUUCAAUAUUCCAUAGUAUCAUCGUCAAAAUCGUGGACGGAAUAUUCAAUAUGCUCGUGGACGAUAAUGUCCACCGACGGGCAUUCAAUGAAAGUGAUGCUCUGGUUUUUGAUACAAUUCAAUUUGGAGCACCUAUUCCGACGGAUGUUUCUGAAGUCGGGGUCACUGCGUGUGUCAAGAAUGUCUAUGUCGAUCAUGUUGAUAUUAUUGAACUGGCGGUUUUGACGAAUGAUUCGAGGACGACUGCUUCAAGAGUCCGGUCUUGCAACAACGAGGAUCUCACAGAAUUCCAAGGGCCAUCUCUAUUCUCUGCUGAUCCUCUCGCGGAAAUUUUAGUCGAAGAUCCCAGUGAUAUUAAAUCAGAGUUUGGUGAGAGUGUGAUUGGAGCUGAUAUGUUCCCGGUGCCAAGUAACAAAAAACCCAAAACACAGCCUCUCAGCAGCUGUGAGAAGGCGAAUGCAUAUAUGUGCCAGAACGGAGCCGGUUGCAAGAAGGAGAGCGAGACGGAGUUUACUUGCUUCUGCAAAGAGGGAUAUAUCGGGAAGUUUUGCCAAUUCACAACAAUCCCUCGAUCCUGUGCAGAAGCCUACGACUUCUUGAAGCUUCCGAAUGGUGCCACAUGGGUUGAUGUGGAUGGGAAUAGAAAGUUGGAUCCUUCCGUGACAAUGUGCACUGACGGGCAAACUGAAAUCCCGCAUGACAUGAAGCCCGGCUAUGUGGUCCGAGAUACCACUUACCAAAAUCAUUCGCUCUUUGUUCUUAGCUACAGAGAUUUUAACUCUUGGCAACUUGCCAAAUAUAUCAAAAACUCGGGAAGUUGCUCUCAAACCGUUAAUUAUCGUUGCAAUAAGGCUCCGCUGAGAUUCAAAGAAGGAAAAACGUGGUUCAAAAGUGUCUCCAACGCGACGGAGAAGAUCAAGCAAAUUGGAAUGCUGCCGAACUCUUGCCCAUGUCUGGAUCGCGGAUGUCAAUCUGGAGAAAAGUGCAACUGUGACUCUGGAGCCAUUUCGGAGGACAUCGGAGAGCUCACUGGCAGGUAUUCGGGAAUUUGUGAAGUGGUCACACUUUUUGACGAGGCUGAUGUUCGGGCAGAGAUGACGAUUUCAGAGCUGAAAUGUUCAGGAUAUGAAAAUGAGAAGCCCAUCAGGUUCACUGAAAGGACGGAGCUUAAGAUCUCCGACUGGACUGGAGAAUCCAUAGAUCUUCAAUUCCGAACAACAGAAACCCCUGCCUCCCUGGUGACCGUCCAAGGAAACUAUGGUGAAAAGAUCAUAAGUGUAUCACUGACGGACGGGCACACAGUUCAAAUUAGCAAUUUCGAAGCUCUCAAGAUUAUCGAGUCCCAGACAAAACUAAACGACAGUAACUGGCAUCACGUGCUCAUUGAGCUUGCGGACGGUGAAAUCCGGGUUACCGUAGACGCCACACAUGUGCUGAUGACUAUUGGGGAUAAUGCGGUUUUGGAGGGAAGUGUGGUGCUCGGUGGAGAAGGAGACGGACUUAUCGGCUGCGUUCGGAAUGUGCUGAUUAAUGACGAGCCUGUGAACCUUCAGGAAAUCGUGAAAACUUCUGAGAAAACAGGAAUCACCGAAACUUGCGACACCCGAUGCACUGCGGACUUUUGUCAAAACGGUGCAAAAUGCUACGAAGAUUUUGUGUCAGGAAUGCCAUUCUGUCAGUGUGCCUUCCCGGAUGUACAUUCCGGUGUGAACUGUGAGAUCGAUAUAAACACGAAUUCGUCAGUCAGCUUCCAUGGUGGAUAUCUAAAGUUCGACGAUGUGAAGAAUGUGCUGAAUGCUCCGAUUUACUUCAGUUUUAGGACGGAUAGAACUCACGCGUUGUUGUUCUUUGCACACGAUCAGAAUAACAAUUUCUUACAGGUUCACCUUUCCGAAGAAGUGAAUGUAACCCUGACGCUCAACAAUUUGGACAUUGUCUCUCAAUGCACCGUCCGUGCUCAACCUGGCACAGAAUACGGAGAUAUGAGGUGGAUUCAAGUUGCAAUUACUCAUGACUCGAAAUCUUCUCAGCUGCAAGUUGACGACGCUGCGUGCACUAUUAGAACGUCCCGAGUGCUGUCCGAAAUACCAAUUACUCGACUAUUGGAUGUCUAUAAUUCAGAAUUAGUUGGAAUGCCAGUUGGACUUGCCGCACCGGUUAAGCCUAAUCCUUACACUUUUACUUUUAUCGGAAACGUGAAUACAGGAGAGAAGACUAAUGAUGGCUCUUUCAUCUUGGCGCCAAAGUACGAGUCCCCAAUUCCGCGUUUCUAUGGAUGUAUCCGAGGAUUUCAGAUUAAUCGAGAAAUGAUCGAUAUGAGGGAGAAAACGGAACACUUGGCGACAAGUGAGAUGUAUGAAGCAUAUGGGCCAGCGCUGGUAAAAGUCGGCUGCGAAGUUGGCUGCUCUUCAAUCACCUGCUUAAACGGGGGUCAUUGCUCUGUUGCCUGGGCUAACACGGAUCCAUCAGCUGCUACAACGACUUGUGACUGCUCCCGUACCAGCUACACCGGAGCAUCUUGCUCACUGGACGAGGGAGUUCAUAUGGAGCGAAGUGGAUUUAUUGAGUUUGACAUUUCAAAAGAGAUGGCGAGAUAUGUUUUCAUUGAACAAAACUCAAAAAUCCCGCAGCUUUUAAAGUUUGCAUUUUCAUCCAGUCCGGAAAUAGUGCUGAAAGACAAGUCAAUGCUAGCUCUCGUGGUUUUCAGAGAGAAACAAAAACUGGAAAUCGAGAUCAACCCGAAUCGAACUAUCAACGUUGCAAUCACUUAUGAGAAUGGUAAAUCUGAUGUGCUGAAUUUUGUCGGAGAUUUUCUAGACGGGUACCGCCAUUUUGUAGUGGUGCAGACAAAUCAAGCAAGUGCAACUGCUGUCAUGAUCGACUCAUUGCGUCAAGACUUUGAGUACCGCGGAAAAGAUAAGAACAUAGAUUUAUUCAACGCGGAAAGGAUCCGAAUUGGAGGUGGCCCACGAGAUCGUUACACCGAAACCGAUGGAUAUUUGAAAGCAGGAUAUACUGGAUGUAUUUCCAAUUUCAUUGUCGACUAUCAACGUGGCUCCUCACUAACCUACAAACCAAUCACCUACUUUGCGAACCCCACUCACCAUCUCUCCAAGCUCAUCAUGACCAAUCGAAUCGUAUUAGGUGGAUGUGCAGCUUUCGAAGUUCCGAAUUCUCUUCCAGUUUAUCAGAAUCGAGUCAAGUUCCCAGUUUGGGAUACCGAGUUUAGAAGAUUUGUCUAUUUUCGUGAUGUUGAACCAUUGAACGAUAAUAAUGAUACCGAAUGGACUGAUGAGGAUAGUGGAUCGCUUAUGUGGGUCGUAUUUAUCAUUUUCGUGCUCGGUGUGAUCUUCCUGAUCAUCUUCUGCAUUUUCAUGAAGUGCUGCAGGGAGAAGAUUCAUGCACGAGACGAUGAGUACUUACACGACGAGGAUAUACCUCUACAUAUGGCGCCGACGAUUUUGAGACACCCACAGCCAAGUCCACCACCAAUCAAAAAAUCAGCGGCGAGCAACUACAAGAUCCCAAACCCGAACAUCGAUUUUAAUAAGGAUGAAGAUCACACGCGCGCCACGAGCAUCACCUCGUCCGGCAUCUCCGGAUAUUUCACUGCUCAGGAAAAUACGUUUGACUAUGAUGAUGAGGAUGAGUUUGCCGGCAUCGCAGACGACAAUGUGACGGACGAUGUGACGGUACGCAAUGAGGUUGAUGAUAGUGAUAAUGAGACGAUUCGUCAUAUUGAUGAUGAAGUACAGGAUGAGGAUGGUAUGGUUAUUGUGUCACGUCCAACACAAGUAAGCCAUCUACCACAACGUGUAUCCUCCUUCCGAACCGGUGACCCAACCGCUCCAAAAGAUAGCCCAUUAUACUCAAAUAUUCGGCCACCAACGUCUCCAAUUCAUGCAAGUGUGCCAGUUCCACCGCCAAGAAUGUCAAAUAAUUCUCCGUUUGCCUAGAUUUUUGAAUUCUUUUUUUGCUCCAAUCACCUCCCCAAUGUAUAACGUGUAUUUCAUUUCGCACCUUUGUUUUAACUUUUUAAUUUAAUUUAAUAAUUUUUUUUUCGAAUUUUUCUGGUUAAAAAUAAAAAAUUCUAAAUGUUAAAAUCUCAAUAAAGUUUUAAAAAAUCUCAAAAUUUCGAGAAAA
Caenorhabditis elegans is the source of this 5135-nucleotide messenger RNA. RefSeq names its product InTestinal NeureXin-like (gene itx-1). The record is from RefSeq and is marked reviewed. The transcript has 30 exons. Lineage: Eukaryota; Metazoa; Nematoda; Chromadorea; Rhabditida; Rhabditidae. The coding region runs from base 20 to 4948 and encodes 1642 amino acids.